This is a messenger RNA of Carica papaya (papaya), 1992 nucleotides long. RefSeq names its product delta(8)-fatty-acid desaturase 2. NCBI's taxonomy places the organism in Eukaryota, Viridiplantae, Streptophyta, Magnoliopsida, Brassicales, Caricaceae. Gene Ontology annotation, molecular function: oxidoreductase activity, acting on paired donors, with oxidation of a pair of donors resulting in the reduction of molecular oxygen to two molecules of water. Gene Ontology annotation, cellular component: membrane. Gene Ontology annotation, biological process: lipid metabolic process. The record is from RefSeq and is a predicted model, not a curated record.
CGGUUGCUCAUCCGCGUGUUUCGCCGUUAACGCUAAACUCAAACCUCUCGUUUCCAUAACUCCCCAAAACGAAGAUGAAACAUGCUGUCAACAAAAUUUUAGCCAUAAAUAUCAUAAAAACACGGAGUGGAAAAAAAAAAAAAAAUUGGGGAAGAUUAAGAAGAGGGAAUUGGGAGUUUUAAAGUUCAAACCCAGAUAGGAUCAAAUAAAAUCAGAUCAAAAAAUCCCCUCUGGUUGGGAUUGGAGUUGUUUUAAGAACAAACACCAACCCUUGUACGAGAAGGAAAAGAAAGAGAAAAAGGGGUUUGUUUGAUUUGAUUUGUUGGUUCUGUAAGUAGAUUUUUACCCCCGUUGUCGAAUCCAUCAUUAAUUUAUUCAUAUAUAGAAAGAGAAAGAGAGAGAGGGAGACAGAGUUUUUGUUUUUCUCAUUCUUGUUGUUUGUCUCUGUUUCUUGAAAUGGAUGGCGAGAAGAAGUAUAUGUCUGAAGAAGAGCUUAGAAAGCACAACAAGGCCGGAGAUUUAUGGAUCUCAAUCCAGGGGAAAGUUUACAAUGUGACAGAUUGGGCUAAGGAGCAUCCUGGUGGGGAAGCUCCGCUUUUGAAUCUAGCAGGUCAAGAUGUAACCGAUGCGUUCAUAGCUUACCAUCCCGGCACUGCGUGGAAAUACCUGGACAAAUUCUUCACUGGGUAUUAUCUUCAAGAUUUCAAAGUCACAGAGGUGUCCAGAGACUACCGCAGAUUAGUCUCCGAGUUUUCCAAAAUUGGUUUGUUCGACAAGAAAGGCCGCGUCGCCUCCGUCGCCCUCACAUCCGUCGCUCUCAUGUUCGCCGUCGUGCUUUACGGCGUUUUGCGAUGCGACAGCGUUUUGGCUCAUCUGGGUUCCGGCUGCUUGUUGGGUUUCCUCUGGAUCCAAAGCGCUUACGUCGGUCACGAUUCCGGCCACUACGAGGUAAUGACGAGUCGCCGUUACAAUAAAUUCGCUCAGUUUCUCGCCGGAAAUUGUUUGACCGGAAUCAGCAUUGCGUGGUGGAAAUGGACUCACAAUGCCCACCAUAUCGCCUGCAACAGUCUUGACCAUGAUCCUGAUCUUCAACACAUUCCAGUCUUCGCUGUUUCUUCCCGUUUCUUCAACUCAAUCACAUCGUGCUUCUAUGGAAGAAAACUCAACUUCGAUCCAUUAGCCAGGUUCCUCGUCAGUCACCAGCACUGGACAUUUUAUCCCGUCAUGUGUGUCGGUAGAGUCAACUUGUUUAUCCAGACAUUCUUGUUAUUGUUCUCGAAGAGAAAGAUUCCGGACAGGGCAUUGAACAUUCUCGGAAUCGUGGUCUUCUGGACAUGGUUUCCUCUCCUUGUUUCCUACCUCCCAAACUGGCCGGAGAGGGUGAUGUUCGUAAUAGCGAGCUUCACCGUCACUGCGAUCCAACACGUUCAGUUUUGUUUGAAUCAUUUCUCUGCAAAUGUGUAUCUCGGACCACCAAACGGCAACGACUGGUUCGAGAAGCAAACCAGCGGGACUCUGGAUAUUUCCUGCUCGUCGUAUAUGGAUUGGUUCUUCGGUGGAUUACAGUUUCAGCUGGAGCACCAUUUGUUUCCAAGAUUACCCAGGUGUCAUUUACGGAAAAUCUCGCCAGUGGUGAAAGAUCUCUGUAAGAAACAUAACUUGCCUUACAGGAGUUUGUCGUUUUGGGAGGCUAAUAAAUCCACCAUUAGGACUCUGAGAACUGCUGCUCUGCAAGCUCGGGAUAUGACCAAUCCUAUUCCCAAGAACUUGGUUUGGGAAGCUGUCAACACCCAUGGCUGAUUUUCGUUAUCAGCUUCAUGAUUUUAUUACUGUUUUGUUUUCUCGCUCUGAUGUCUGAUUUGAUUUGAUUUAAUUUCUUGAGUUACGGUUGGUUGGCAAGGAUGGUGUUUCUUAGGUUUAAUUUUCUGCUUUACUUUUCCUCAUAAAUAUAUUCAUAUAUUUCACUGAAAUAUACGUAUAUUGGUUGUUCUC